Molecule: messenger RNA, 978 nt
Organism: Brachypodium distachyon (stiff brome)
Lineage: Eukaryota; Viridiplantae; Streptophyta; Magnoliopsida; Poales; Poaceae
Product: esterase PIR7B
Exons: 3
Coding region: 36-851 (271 amino acids)
Biological process (GO): jasmonic acid metabolic process; salicylic acid metabolic process
Molecular function (GO): methyl jasmonate esterase activity; methyl salicylate esterase activity; methyl indole-3-acetate esterase activity
Source: RefSeq, a predicted model, not a curated record
ACUUCAGACUUCCAGACCGAGAAAAGGCCGCCAAGAUGUCGCAGGAAAUGGGGAGCAGCACGGGCGAGAGGAGGAAGCAUUUCGUGCUGGUGCACGGGCUGGGCCACGGCGCGUGGUGCUGGUACAAGGUGGUGCCGGUGCUCGAGGCGGCCGGGCACCGGGUCACGGCGCUCGACCUCGCCGCGUCCGGCGUCCACCCGGGGCGCGUCGAGGACGUGCACUCGUUCGAGGACUACUCGCGGCCGCUGCUCGACGCGGUGGCCGCGGCGGAUGACAACAGGCUGGUGCUGGUCGGGCACAGCCACGGCGGGCUCAGCGUGGCGCUCGCCAUGGAGAGGUUCCCCGGCAAGGUCGCGGCGGCCGUGUUCGCGGCCGCCGCCAUGCCGUGCGUCGGCAAGCACAUGGGCAUCACCACCGAGGAGUUCAUGAGAAGAACGGCAUCGCUUGAGGAACAACUCAUGGACUGCGAGAUGGUGCCCAUCAGCAACAACCAGGGUGCCGGGGUUGCAAUCUCGGUUGGCCCCGAGUUCUUAGCACGCAAGUAUUACCAGCACAGUCCAGCAGAGGAUUUGGCCCUGGCGAAGAUGUUGGUGAGGCCAGGGAACCAGUUCUUGGACGACCGGGUGAUGAAGGACGAGACGCUGCUCACCGCCGGCAACUACGGGUCGGUGAAGAAGGUGUUCGUGGUGGCCAAGGCCGACGGGUCAAGCACCGAGGAGAUGCAGCGCUGGAUGGUGGCGCUGAGCCCCGGCACCGAGGUCGAGGAGAUCGCCGGAGCUGACCAUGCCGUCAUGAGCUCCAAGCCGAGGGAGUUCUGUGAUGUUCUGCUCAAGAUAGCCCAUACAUGCUGACUGAAAAUUGUGUUUGUAAUAUGUAUGCAUAAUACAUAAUGAGGCAUGUCAGAAUGAAAUUGGAUCACAAGACACAUUCGUAAUUAUAAUCUUGGAGGGGAACAAAGGCAUUUGUUUUUUAAAUAAA